AUGAGGAUUAAGCUCUGUCGUCAUCAAGCCUUCUCUCAGGCAGCGCAGCCCGUGGAGAGCAACUGCAGCGACCGGUUCCGCCGCCUGCAGCCGCCCCGCUCUCGCGAGAUUAUAACCAGUCUGUCACCGAGACGCGCCGGUGGCGCCGACGCAAUGUUCUUUUUAAUCACAGCAAAGAAGAGCUGUGAACUGUGUGAUGAAGGAUGGAGGUCUCUUGGGUUGAAGUGCUACUUUUUCUCCACCAAUAAUCUGAACUGGAUGGCGAGUCGAGAUUCCUGUGUUGAGAAAGGAGGUCACCUAGUGAUCAUAACCAGCCAAGCAGAACAGGAUUUUUUAUCCUCAAAUAUUAAAGAAACUCACUGGAUGGGUCUGAAUGAUCUGGAGACGGAGGGAAAGUGGAUGUGGGUGAACAACAAGACCUUGGAUGAGACCGGUGUGAAGUGCUGGUACACAAGAACAAAUCAACCCAGUGAGCCUGAUAACUGGAGAGAAGAGGACCCUUCUGGAGAGAACUGUGCUUGUAUGGGGCAUUUAUUUGGUGCUGUAGGUGACUGGUUUGUUGUCACUUGUCGUAGAAAGCAAAAGUACAUCUGUGAAAAACAAGUGUGAGAUACAAAUAUAAGAAACUUGAACCGUCUAUUCAAAUGUUCGAACCGGCUUGAGUUAUUUUAUAUAAAUGUAAAAACUGAAAAAAUAAGGAAUUUAUAACGUUCUGAGCUGUGUGUUGUAGGGCAUCGAAUUCUAAAUGUGUUUCUAUUUACAAAAUACAAUAAAGUUAAUCAGAAAAUCUUUUCUUUCUACUUUUAUCAGUUAAAUAAAGAUUUAAGAGAAUUAACACAUCACAGAUUCUUCUUUUUGUUGUGUUUUACAAAACGUCCCAACUUAAUUCUAAUGUUAAUGUUAAUUAUAUUCAUUCA
Molecule: messenger RNA, 917 nt
Organism: Trichomycterus rosablanca
Lineage: Eukaryota; Metazoa; Chordata; Actinopteri; Siluriformes; Trichomycteridae
Product: perlucin-like protein
Exons: 4
Coding region: 1-609 (202 amino acids)
Source: RefSeq, a predicted model, not a curated record